GGCUGCUACUGGGGCUUCCGAAAGUCAGCUUUUUGCGGGGGGUUGUAAUGCCGCUUUGCUGUCGACAGGGGGAGCCCCCGAGAGUCGCUGUCAGAACGGGGGCGGACGGGAGGAGGCUUUGAAUGAACACGCAUGGAAAUGACGUCGAGGCCCCGGUAGAGGGCCCUGUUGCAGCCACAAUAAAAGGCCCGUGACAAGGGUGGGUCGGAAAAAGGAAUGUUUUCCGAGGCAGCUGCUCGUGGCGGGGGUCGUUUAGUGCAAGGGGCAGCGGGGUACAUCACCAGAGGGUUGGGUUUAGGCAAUGCAACGUUGCUGACCUCUUUUCUCAAAGGUUGCUCAGAGGCCUUAGGGCACUCUGCAUAUUUCAGAAUGUUUUCCAACGUUGCCAGAGUCAUUGGUUAUGUGACAUGCUGUGUAAUAGCAACAUCUACAAUUGGAAGGCUGUAGCUCAGAGGGAGGACAGCUGCUUUGCAUGCAGAAGGCGCCAGGUGACUCCGCUUUCGGUCUGGUUCUCAUCUGGGGGGGCCCUGGCAGUGCAGCCCCCCCAAACUUCACUUUUCUGAAACACGGCUCUAGCCAACCUGCUUCGCUGUUUCACUUGCGACCGCCUGUGCGGGGGCUGCACAGCGCCGGCUCCCCCCCCUCGACAGGGCAUUGCUCUUCAGCCUGUCAUGCCCAGCUGUGAGCCAGCACCACCCGCCGCCUGCCUCCCUACCAAGACCUUCCGCAGCUACCUGCCCCGGUGCCAUCGAACGUACAGCUGUGUUCACUGCCGGGCACAUCUGGCCAAGCACGAUGAGCUCAUCUCCAAGUCUUUCCAGGGAAGUCAUGGUCGCGCCUAUCUUUUCAAUUCUGUGGUUAAUGUGGGCUGUGGUCCGGCCGAACAGCGCCUCUUGCUCACCGGCCUCCAUUCAGUCGCUGACAUUUUCUGCGAAAGCUGCAAGACAACACUGGGCUGGAAAUAUGAACAAGCCUUCGAGACCAGCCAGAAGUACAAAGAAGGGAAGUACAUUAUUGAGAUGUCACAUAUGGUGAAGGACAACGGCUGGGACUGAGGGGGACUCUGGGCGCACACCCUCCUGCGUAGCAUGCCUUGCCUUUUCCCAACCCCACACCCACAGCUGGCAUCCCGGCACAACCAACCCGCCCCACCCCCCACCCCCACCCCUCCUGCAUAGCAUCACCCGUGGGAGUGGAGAUACCAGGACCCUUCUCCCAAACCUCUUGUACUUUCUAAGAAUGCUGGAUUCGCAGAGUGGAGGACCCCACCCCUGCCCUUACGGCAGAAGGGGAAGCUCAGAGGGUUCAGGGGACAGUGCUGGGGGGGUUGGAUUGGAUUCCACGUGAUCUAUAUGCUGCGCUCCCCACCUGCUGACAGCGCCUUUCAGGCGGAGCAAGCGGUGGCAUCUGGAACCGCACGCAGGUUUUGCACUUUUGCAGUCCGUUGCGUAGGACAGAAGCAGUCCUUCCUGGAACAGGACAGAAAGGGCUGUGGGCACAGGGCAAGCUCUUGAGGAGAUGCCAUGGCUUAGCGGCAAGUGUUGCAUGAAGGAGGUUCUAGGUUCAAUCUCUGGCAUCUCCAGUUUUUUUUUUAAAGAACCUCACGGAACGGCUAGAACAGGCCCUGGAUAACUGCUGCCAAUCAACAUUGACCAGGUUGAGCUAGAAGGGCCAAGAGGGUCUGAGUCAGGAAAAGGCAGCUUUUUAUGCUCUUCUCCUUUCUUGGGAGAAAUAAAAAUUGCGUUUGACAGCCUACCAGUGUUGGGGAGAGGAAAUCCCUCUCAAACAGGAAACAAAGGGAUCCUAGAGGCGGGGGGGAAGAGCAGCCCCUCUCCACAUGGAGCCAUGGUAGUUCACAACCCCUUUCACCCCUCCUGUUCCCUGACACUGCCGUGGUGUUUCCCCCCCCAAUGUCUACUCUAUGGAGUCUAUUUCUUUUGUUUUGGGUCGCCGUGUGCUUGUGAUCCUUGGGCACCAUGGCUCCCCCACAUCCCCCCACCCCACAUGAAGACAGGAUGGGGGGCAGGUGGGGGUAAAGCCUCAGCACUGUCACCAGCGCAGGAAUUUUUUUUGUAUAAUAAAGGUGUUUUAUAUUUAAAAAACAAACAAAAUCAAAAAGAGCCAUGCUGCUAAUGGCUUCUCUUUUCCUGCUUCCUUGCGCAGCUGCAGCCCAAAGCUAGCAGUUAUAUUCACAAGGAUUAAGCUUGCUGGCCAAACGUCCCAAGAGGACUUCUCUAAAACAAGAGCGGCUGAUUGCUUGAACUUGGAAAGCCCACUAUGCUUCUUUUUCUUUUAAAAUAACCAAACAUCGGCACCAUUGGGAUGAGCAUCGGGAAACCCACAUAUACAAAAAAAUACAAGCCACAAAGUUUCUCCCCAUUUGAAAACUUAACAGAACUGUAUGUGCAAAAUUACCAUAUUCUAGGAAGUCACU
Molecule: messenger RNA, 2434 nt
Organism: Podarcis raffonei (Aeolian wall lizard)
Lineage: Eukaryota; Metazoa; Chordata; Lepidosauria; Squamata; Lacertidae
Gene: YPEL4
Product: yippee like 4
Exons: 5
Coding region: 672-1055 (127 amino acids)
Source: RefSeq, a predicted model, not a curated record